UGGACAGUAGUUUCCCAGCCAUGGCUGUAUGUCAUUAUUGUCAGUGGUGCAUGCGUCUGCGUACGUGGUGGUGGUGGGUGGGGGGUUGGUUUCGGGCUUUUAUAGUUCACUAUUGCAAUAAUUUCCAUGAAAGCGCGCUCUCCACAGACAUUCCUCCACUGGCUCCUCCUUCCUUCCAUUCCGAGUGCUGCGCUCGUCACGUGUCACGCAGCCCACCAAUCAGCGUGCAGCAGAGCUGGCCCGGAGCGCAGCAGGCAGCCGCAGCGUCCUCAGACUCCAGGGCAGCCAGCCACAGCUCCACCGACUCCGCCGAGCGACCGCAGCGGCGGCGGUGGGAGGGAUUGUUUUGGUUAAAGUUUAGGGCUUGUUGCUUCACGUUUCAGACCUGCGGUCUCAUAAGUUUUUUUGUUUAAGAUGUUUUGUGGCCUUUUUCGUUUGUUGCCCGGCUUUCCCCACCUACUCGGAGGAGAGACUCUGCGUGAAGCGGUCUUAAAAGCGGAGCAACUUUUCCCCGGCCAGCCAACGGGGCUGACCUAUGCUAAGCUAACCCGCUAGCCAAGAAGUCUGGAAUGCAGUCGGGGAGUUUGUGUUUACAGUCCACAAACCAGCAGGCAGACUUCACAUUUAGCGACUCCGCUGCUACCAGCUGCCUGCCUGCCUGCGCGUCUGAACGGGACUCCAGCCCCGGGCAGGGUCUGCUUUUUCUAUCGGGUCGGGCGGCGCAGGUGCACCUCCUGCGGCACCUGCGCGGACUCGGUAACUUCGCUCCGUCGGUACACGGCUAACUUCGGUCCGUUCCCCGGGACAUCGGGAUAUCAGUCGGCCGCUUCUAGGAACCACUUUAGCGGGUAAUGGUUAACUUUGAGUCGCUCCUAAUGGUCAGCCCGUGAAGCGGCGGGGUUCGCUGAGCCGUGUUUCGGCUAAUCUUAGCGAGCAGCCUCGCUAGGUUGCUCGUUGACCCUCAUACUUUUACCGGAGUGGCGACGUGGAGACUCGCUGGUAGACGCGCUCUCUCCCCCCUCCAGCAGGACUUUGGACACGGUCUGACGGCGCUGGGUGCUGCGGGGAGGCUUCCCCUCUUUUCUCUUCGCUAAUGUGACAGUAUGAGUGUUUUAAAAAGUUACAUUUUACCCCUUUAAAGUUUUUUUUUUUUUAGCUCAAUAAGCUCUGCACCCUAUGGUGCCGCUACGGCCACCGAGAAAUGGAUGUUUCGCAGGCCGCUUUCCCAAGCGGUGAAGGGCGGCCGGGAGGCGGUGGGACCGGGGAACAUGCCUGGACAGAGUGCCCGGCCGUCCGGUCGUGGGCUCACUCUGCCCCGCUGUGUCCCACUCGGUCCCUGUGGACCGCCGCGUACGACUACGAGGCGAGCGGCGAGGACGAGCUCAGCCUCCGGAGGGGGGACGUGGUGGAGGUCCUGUCCAAGGACGCCGCCAUCUCCGGGGACGAGGGGUGGUGGACGGGCAAGCUGAACCACCGCGUCGGGAUCUUCCCUUCCAACUAUGUCACGUACCAGCCCGCCAUCUACCGCCUCCCCGCGGCCAGCGGGUCGGCGGGGGCGUCGGAGCGAGUCCCCAGCUCGCCCACGCGGAUCCCCUUCAGCGAGCUGGUGCUGGAGGAGAUCAUCGGCGUGGGCGGCUUUGGCAAAGUCUACCGGGGGACGUGGAAAGACCAGGAGGUGGCGGUGAAGGCGGCCCGGCAAGACCCGGACGAGGACAUCACGGCCACCGCUGCCAGCGUGCAGCAGGAGGCCAAGCUGUUCUCCAUGCUGCAGCAUCCCAACAUCAUCAAGCUGGAGGGGGUGUGCCUGGAGGAGCCCAACCUGUGCCUGGUGAUGGAGUACGCCCGAGGCGGGACGCUGAACCGGGCGCUGACUGGACGGCGCAUCCCUCCGCACAUCCUGGUCAACUGGGCCGUGCAGAUCGCACGCGGGAUGCACUAUCUGCACGAGGAGGCCGUGGUGCCCAUCAUCCACCGCGACCUGAAGUCCAGUAACAUUUUAUUACUUGAAAAAAUUGAGAACGACGACAUCGGGAGGAAGACCUUGAAGAUCACGGAUUUUGGCCUGGCCAGGGAGUGGCACAAAACCACCAAGAUGUCGGCUGCAGGCACCUACUCCUGGAUGGCCCCCGAGGUCAUCAAGUCGUCUCUCUUCUCCAAAGGCAGCGAUGUCUGGAGCUACGGUGUCCUGCUGUGGGAGCUGUUAACAGGGGAGGUGCCCUACCGAGGGAUUGAUGGCCUGGCCGUCGCUUAUGGCGUCGCUGUCAACAAGCUGACACUUCCGAUCCCCUCCACCUGCCCCGAACCCUUCGCCAAGCUCAUGGAAGAGUGCUGGGACCAGGACCCUCAUUUUCGGCCCUCCUUCUCCUGCAUCCUGGAGCAGCUGUCAGCCAUCGAGGAGGCAGUGAUGGCCACCAUGCCUCAGGACUCCUUCCACAGCAUGCAGGACGACUGGCGGGUGGAGAUCCAGGAGAUGUUCGACGAGCUCAGGACCAAAGAGAAGGAGCUGCGUUCCAGGGAGGAGGAGCUGACGAGGGCCGCUCUGCAGCAGAAGUCUCAGGAGGAGCUGCUGAAGCGCCGCGAGCAGCAGCUGGCCGAGCGCGAGAUCAACGUGUUGGAGCGAGAGCUCAACAUCCUCAUCUUCCAGCUCAACAAGGACAAGCCCAACGUGAAGAAGAGGAAAGGCAAAUUCAAACGCUCCCGCCUUAAACUCAAAGAUGGCAACCGCAUCAGCCUGCCCUCAGACUUUCAACACAAGAUAACAGUGCAGGCGUCGCCGUCGAUGGACAAGCGACGCAGCCUCCACAGCACCAGCUCCUCUCCUCCCAGCAGCCCCACGCUCAUCCCCCGGCUGCGGGCCAUUCAGCUUACCCAAGAUGAGAGCAACCGUACGUGGGGCCGCAGCUCCCUCUUCAGGCCGGAGGAGUUUGAAGAUGUGAAAAAAGGAAUCAAGAAGAAGGGAAGAACCUGGGGCCCCAGUUCAGUACAGAGCAAAGAAAGGCCUGCUGCUGCUGAGAGGGUGCGUCCACUGUCAGACGGCAGUAAUCCCUGGUCCACCAGCUUACUGAAGUCCCAGAAGUCGGUCCCCCUCGCUGCUCUGUUCGGUGAACAAGCGGGGAGGGAUGAAGCGUUCCCCCAGGAAUGUCCUGACAGCAGCUCCAAACCAAAGCAGCUCAAGUUCCCCAACCAGGUGUACAUCGACCUACCUCUGUGGAGGGACGAGACGCCGCCUCAGAGCCCCGCCGCUAACGCCGCAUCAGGAGAGGCGGGAAGUCCGGGCGCACCUCCAGAGACUCCAGACGACCCGUGCACCACCACCUCCACCUCCUCCGCCUCCACGACGCCACAGCUGACCCCCACCAACAGCCUGAAGAGGGCGCGCCGCAAAACCGACUUUGCGUUGUAUGGCUGCGGCUCGCUGCUGGCCUCGGUGGUCCUCGGCUAUGACAUCAGGGAGGCCAUCAAGAACUCGGCCCCUCCGGAGGACUGCGAGCCCCCGAGAGAGGAGAAAGAGAAGGAGAAGAAGAAGAAGGAGGGCUUGUUUCAGCGCGCUACCCGCUUCCGCCGCAGCACCUCCCCGCCGGGCGGGCGCUCCCGCAAAGAAGAGGCGUCGUCAAACCCCGCCGGCACGCCGCCGGUCAACCUGGUCUCCAUGUCGGCCAUCAUGGAGUGCAACUCCACCAAGUGCCUGUUGCAGCCGGAGGCAGAGGUGUCCGAGUCCGGUCCUGGAAAGGCCGAGGCUAACAAUCACCAGCCGGCGCCGCCCAGACCCAGCAGGGCGGCGUCUGCAGACGGCCAGAGUAAGAAGACGGCAGCAGAAACACAGACGGCAGCGCAGACUCAGCCUCGGCCCCCCGAGCAGAGCAACCACAACACAGGAACCCGUCUGCGCAGGAAGAAGUACGCCUCCAGCCACAGCCCCCAUAACGGCCCGCGCCCGCCGCCCCCCGCUCACAGGAAGCAGGAGAAGGAGACGGAGGGGAAGCCGGCGAGCGGAGACCCCGUCCCGCGGCCGAGGCCCGUCUCGUUCCGGGCCAAGCCGCACGCCUGGGCGCUGCUGCGGGGGCGCAACAAGAGCUACUCGCUGGGCCACUACUCCGGGGAGAAGACGGCCCAGGACCUGACCGUGGUGGGCUGCUCGCUGCUCGACAUGGACACCGAGGGGCAGAAACGGGACUGCACCGUGCCGCUCUGCCGCAUCCAGAGCUCCCCGGGACGGCCCUCCCUCUUUGAGCUGGAGAAAGAGUUCUUCUCCUAGGAGCCCGGAGGAGCGGCCCGCUCCGCUCCGAGCUGGAGACGCACGCUGCCUUCGUCUCUCUCUGCUAGAACGGAGGUUUCCUCCUGGAGCCGCAGCACGGUGACCGCGGUGUCACCAGAGCCCUAAAUGUCUGAGAACUGCCUUACACACCGCCAUGAUCCCAGAACCGACCCGCAGCGGGCAGAGCUGGACCGCCUCUGGUCGCUGCUGCCUCGGUUCUCUCUUUCACUCUCUGCAGCUCAACGUUGACCGCCGCUGCGUCUCAGAACACUCACCUUUUUAUUUAUUUUUAUUGGUAAUUUAAGACGAAGUGACUUAGCGGGCAGCGGGACGCGUCAGCCUCACUGCUGCGUCAUCAGUCCUCGCAGAUUUAGCCUCUCACUCAUGAAUCAUGCAUGCACCCAUGGAAAUGUUAAAGAAACAGAAGGAAAACGUGACUUUUUAACCGCUGUCAGCCUAAUGCUGCCGUCGUUUUCCACCGCAAACGUGUUUUACGACUGUUUUCUGAGUCAGCCAUGCUGCCGUAUGGGACCAGGUUACAUUUUUAAACUUAGCGCUGGUGCGUCUGUUGCUGCACCCAGACUGGCCUGGAGAUGUUUAGCCAUGCAGGUAGAAAAAAAACAAAAAAAAAACACUGGAAGUCUUACAAAGCAGACAUGGAAUCUAUUCUUGUAAAUCUGUUCUUGCUGUUAAUGUAUUUAUAGAGAUGUUUGUGUCAUUCUGUUCGUGGUCCUCGGCACACUGAAGCGCACUGAGGGCGGCGGAUCAAACGCGGAUGUUCGGAUCAGGAAAAACUCCCGAUGGGAGCCGCUGGGUUGAAACUAGAACACGCGCAUACGGCUGCGUCUAAAACAGGGGAUUCAAAAAGUCCAGUUCAUAUCCGUUCAUCACACACAGAGGGAUUGUACGUUUAAUACUGAUGAUUAUGGCUUAUAGCUGAUAAAAUCUCUGUUUCUAGGAUGAAAUAUUACAAUGAGACCAGUGAGAAAAGGAUUUGCCUGCUGAGAAGCAUGCAGCGAACAGUUUACCCUCAGCCUGCUGUCCCUUUGCAUCAUGGAGGCCGUCGGCCCGUGGUUCUGCUGAGGUGUUCAGGAAGCCCAGCUUGCUUUGAUGGUGGCGUUGUCGGCUUCCUCCUGAUGACCACCCGUAGGUCCUCUGCAGCGUUCGGGUCCAGCCAGUUUGCUGGGAGACGAGCGCAGCGUGGCCACGGUCAUUAAAGCUGGUGUCGGUACUUUUAGCCCCGCGGGCCGCCGUCACCAUGAAGUUGGCGUCUGCAUGAAGGUUGUCAGCAGAAAGAGGCAUCAGGUGCUCCAAAACUGACUGUCUGCUUCACAGAUCCCCUAAGAGGUGGCUUCACCUGUUACUUGUACAUCUUUUUUCCUUCCACUCAACUUUCCAUUAAUAGGCCUUGGGAUGGUUGUCUGUUAACAGGCAGCUUCUUUAGAAGAGCUCUGAUCCCCUGUGGAGGACGUCCAGUCAGUAGCCUCCUCUGUAGCUGUGGGGCCCAAAGGUCCUUUCUUUCUUGGUUUUAUGGAAUAUUUCAAUUUCCAUCAUUUUUAAACCAUAAUUGUCAAAAUAAUGAAUGUGUUUACCGCAAGUUUUACUUCUUGGGGUUGAAUUACUGAAAUAAGUGUUUCUAUUGAGGGACCCCGGUAUUAUUAAAGCACAUCACUGACUAAGUGUGCAGAGCUGGAGCUCUGCUCAGUGACACCUGUGCCUUUAUUUCAAGCCUCUCCCAUUUUUACCUUCGUCUGACCCAGAUAAAUCCAUCUGAACUGUUACAGCUAAUAACCUGCACAUUUGGUCAAACCAGAUUCUGUUUUGCAUCAGGCGGUCUAUUUCAACUUAAAACUGUUUUUUUUUUGUUUUGUUUUUUUUUUCAAGCUCAGGAAAGUCUGGAGACAUUUAAAAUUGGUUGAACCUUUAUUUUCUUAAUGCUAUUCAUCUCCUCAGGACUUAUAAAGGCCUUUAUCUUUAUCUCAGCAGAUUUCACCUUUAAAUAUGCACUACAUGGAGGGGGGGGGGCUUUCAGGGCUUUUAAUUCCUGAAAAGUAUCCCCAACCUCUCACUUAUUUCACGGUUGUCUUAUGGAGUUUCCUAGAAAGGGCUAAAGAUAAACGUAGAGGACCGUCUGUGUCGCUGAUGUGAGAACCCGGCUGAGGACAUGUCUCACUCGCUGGUCCUAAAACUGUUAAAGGUGCUAUCUGUCUACAAGCCUGAUUUCUUACCCUUUUUUAUAUAAAUAUAUAUAUUUGAAGGAUAUCUGUAACUAACGCCCUGGUCCUGAGCCCCUUUACUCGUGUGCAGCUUUGACAUAUUUUUGUAGGACAUUCCUGACAGACCAGUCCGCUGCAGCGACGGGACCAGAUUGAAGUGGACCACCCCUGAUAUUUGUCUGCAUUCAGAUCCAGAACCACUAAUUCAGCCUGCUGCUAUGUGAGGAAGAGGAGGAGGAGGAGGAGGAGGAGAGGCCCGUCAGCUGAUCAAACCACGUGAAACUUUACCGAAGUCACCGAACGCCGACUGGGUGGCAUUCAGUGAGCCGCGUUUGUUAUCCUGACAGUAUUGGUUACGUCGUGCCUGAUUGAUCAAGAGUUAUCAUGUUUAUCAACGUUUUAAAUAAAGUCUACAACAAGCCUA
Molecule: messenger RNA, 6895 nt
Organism: Fundulus heteroclitus (mummichog)
Lineage: Eukaryota; Metazoa; Chordata; Actinopteri; Cyprinodontiformes; Fundulidae
Gene: map3k21
Product: mitogen-activated protein kinase kinase kinase 21
Exons: 10
Coding region: 1202-4255 (1017 amino acids)
Biological process (GO): protein phosphorylation
Molecular function (GO): protein binding; ATP binding; JUN kinase kinase kinase activity
Source: RefSeq, a predicted model, not a curated record